AUGGAGUACAUGGGAAGCAAUAUAACAUACAACAAAGACAUAUACAGUGAGUUUAAGUACUACUGUGAACAGCAUGAGAUUGAAGUAAUGAGUAAAGGAGACUUUGAAACGCUUAUGAAAGACAGUAAGGAGGUCGUUCAUGAGAACAGUGUUGAAAUAGUUCAUGAGAACAGUGAGGAGGUCAUACAUGAAUGCAAUGAUGAAAUAGUUCACGAUGUCGUUCGUGAAGAAGCCAUUGCAACAAAGAAUGUUAUAAAGGAUUUCAUAGAACUUAACAAGGAGGAGUUUAAAGAAGGCUAUGAAGUGAAAAGAUGUGAAGAAGAUUUCUUGGCGUAUUUGAAGAAAAAGAGACUAAAGCCAAUGGCUCAAAAUAAGUUUCAAUCGAUGUUUGAAAAGAAACGUUUGAGCUAUGGUGGUGUAAGAAGCACAUAUUACUUUGUUAAGAAGUGA
Molecule: messenger RNA, 450 nt
Organism: Trichomonas vaginalis G3
Lineage: Eukaryota; Parabasalia; Trichomonadida; Trichomonadidae
Exons: 1
Coding region: 1-450 (149 amino acids)
Source: RefSeq, a predicted model, not a curated record